Molecule: messenger RNA, 261 nt
Organism: Paramecium pentaurelia
Lineage: Eukaryota; Ciliophora; Oligohymenophorea; Peniculida; Parameciidae
Source: the annotation of a GenBank genome assembly
AUGAUAAUUUUGAAUUUACCAUAAAAUCCUAUUGGAAAUUAAUUAAUAAAUGUAAUAUUUUUUAUAGUAUUUUCAUUUGAAGAAUUAGAUAGAUUGGCAGAAACAUUAAAAAAAUAUCCUUAAGUUAUAGUAUGUGAAGAUGAUGCUGUAUAUCAUCAUGGUGUUUUUGAUGAUUAUUUGUAUUUUCAUAUCCUAGAUGUAUAUAACUCAUCCAAAAUAUAAAUCAAAGAAUGUAUGUAUAGAAAUAAGAGAUUUAUUUGA